AUGGUCAAUCAAAGUCUAAUUCCUGACCCAGUUUUCUCUGUUUAUCUUGACAGAAAUCCAGAAGGUAAAGAAGGAGGUGAGUUGAUAUUUGGUGGAAGUGAUCCCAAUCAUUAUAAUGGUAGUUUUAGUUAUUUACCAGUUACUAGAAAGGGAUACUGGCAAUUUAAGAUGGACGGUAUUAAUGUAGAUGGCAAGGCCAGUUCUUUCUGUUCAGGAGGUUGUCAAGCUAUAGCUGAUACUGGUACCUCACUUCUAGCCGGACCUUCCGACGAGAUUGCCAAGUUACAGACCAUGAUUGGAGCUACUCCAUUAGCUAAGGGAGAGUAUAUGGUAGAUUGUAAUAAAAUCUCCAGUCUGCCACCAAUUACCUUCAUGUUAGGAGGAAAACCAUUUACAUUACAAGGAAAAGAUUACGUGCUUGUGAUCAGUCAAGCCAGUGUUAAAAUCUGUCUCAGUGGGUUUAUAGGCCUAGAUGUCCCUAAACCCCUUGGACCCUUGUGGAUCUUAGGAGAUGUAUUUUUAGGGCCGUAUUAUACAGAGUUUGAUCUGGGAAAGAGUCGAGUUGGGUUUGCUAACUCCACUUCUACAGCACGGAAACAUGAACAUUAG
Messenger RNA from Lottia gigantea (owl limpet), 609 nucleotides. RefSeq lists its product as hypothetical. NCBI's taxonomy places the organism in Eukaryota, Metazoa, Mollusca, Gastropoda, Lottiidae. Gene Ontology annotation, biological process: proteolysis. Bases 1 to 609 code for a protein of 202 amino acids. The transcript has 5 exons. Gene Ontology annotation, molecular function: aspartic-type endopeptidase activity. The record is from RefSeq and is a predicted model, not a curated record.